AUGCCUGAACAUAAAGGAAGUGCUAGGUUCACAUCCUACUACAGAUUUCAGCUCCUCAUAUAAAGCUCUUAGGAGCUCCUCACCAACAGGAAAGCUGUAUAAGCAUUGGGCUGACGGGCCUGAAGGAAGCAGCACAUCGUACCUGGAGCUGCCAGCUGAAAUUGCCAUGAGUUAUAAACCUAUUGCUCCUGCACCGUCGGGCUCCAACCACACACCACCAGGGUCUUCAGUUCCCUCUCCAUCACUCCCGUCAUCAUCCAGCUUUAGACCAGCUUUCAGUGACUUCGGCCCACCAUCGAUGGGCUUUGUUCAGCCGGUCAAAGUGUCCCAAGGGUCCACCUACAGCGAGCUGCUGUCUGUCAUCGAGGAGAUGAGCCGUGAGAUCAGGCCUACCUAUGCUGGGAGCAAGAGUGCGAUGGAGAGGCUAAAGAGAGGUAUAAUCCACGCCCGCGCACUGGUCAGAGAGUGUCUUGCAGAAACGGAGAGGAGCGCCCGCACAUAACCCUUUUGGAAACUCCUCCCUUUCUUUCCUUCUCCUCAUCCUCCUACCUUGAGCUUUAUUUGUGAUCAUUCAUGGGUACAUCAUGUUCCCCUUUUCAACAUUUCAUCAAAUUCAUCUGUUACUCUUUCCGCCUCAUGUGGGGUAUAUGCAAAACCAAUUUUGUACCAUUGGUCAGAAUUUGGAACUUGAGCUCGAGUCAAUAUUUGAGGAAAUAACAGAAAUUGACUUGAAAAGUUGGCUCCUUUUUAUUUCCUUCAACAGAAAAUGCAAUCAAUGUUCAAAUUGCUCCAAUCUGUGUUGAUUUUGGACAUUUUAGUUGUUUAGGUUUUGUCAUAAAAGCUCACAUCAGAAUUCCCUCAUUCCCAGGAACUCUUUACAUCAAGUCAUUUUUUUAGCAAGGAAAUUUUGUAAACCAGAUUUUUGCAAUUCAGUAUGUAUAUCUUAAUUAAAUAAUUUGAAAAGUU
Molecule: messenger RNA, 966 nt
Organism: Cyprinodon tularosa
Lineage: Eukaryota; Metazoa; Chordata; Actinopteri; Cyprinodontiformes; Cyprinodontidae
Gene: cdk2ap2
Product: cyclin-dependent kinase 2 associated protein 2
Exons: 5
Coding region: 167-502 (111 amino acids)
Biological process (GO): regulation of microtubule cytoskeleton organization; negative regulation of G1/S transition of mitotic cell cycle
Cellular component (GO): cytoplasm; microtubule; nucleus
Source: RefSeq, a predicted model, not a curated record